This is a messenger RNA of Xenia sp. Carnegie-2017, 1386 nucleotides long. RefSeq names its product elongation factor 1-gamma-A-like. Bases 43 to 1314 code for a protein of 423 amino acids. Gene Ontology annotation, biological process: translational elongation. The transcript is spliced from 9 exons. Lineage: Eukaryota; Metazoa; Cnidaria; Anthozoa; Malacalcyonacea; Xeniidae. The record is from RefSeq and is a predicted model, not a curated record. Gene Ontology annotation, molecular function: translation elongation factor activity. Gene Ontology annotation, cellular component: cytoplasm; nucleus.
UGUUCCUUUCCAGUCUUUUCCUUUUCACUCGUUAACUCAGCAAUGGCGACAGGAACAUUGUACACAUACAAGGACAACUUCAGAGCGUACAAAAUAUUAAUUGCCUCGCAGUACAGUGGUACGAAAAUCACUGUGUCGCCCAAUUUUAAACUUGGCGAGACAAACAAGUCCAAAGACUUUCUUGAAAAGUUUCCACUUGGGAAGGUACCAGCUUUUGAAACAUCUGAUGGUACUUGUAUUUUCGAAAGCAACGCCAUUGCUAAAUAUGUAUCCAAUGGUCAGUUGAAGGGAAACAAUGAGAAGGAUUGUGCUUUGAUCCAACAGUUUGUGAGUUUUGCUGAUAACGAAAUCCUCCCUAGUGCAGCAACAUGGGUUUUUCCAACAUAUGGAAUAAUGCAGUACAACAAACAGGCAACUGAAAAAGCAAUUGAAGAGAUCAAGAAAUGUUUAGGUUACCUAAAUGGCCACCUGUUGACAAGAACAUUCCUUGUUGGAGAGCGGAUCACUUUAGCAGAUAUAACUGUUGCUUGCAAUUUGCUCAUGUUAUAUAAACAGGUAUUAGAACCUGAAUUUCGAUCACCUUACGGUAAUGUAAACAGAUGGUUUACCACCUUGAUCAAUCAACCAGAAUUCAGGAAUAUUAUUGGAAGUAUUGCUUUGUGCAAGAAAAUGGCAAAGUUUGAUGCUGCAAAAUAUGCUGAGUUGAAUCCAAAGAAGCAAAAAGAAAGCAAGUCUAAAGAGAACAAACCAGUAAAACAAAAGAAAGAAACACCGAAGAAAGAGAAAAAGGUGGAGGAAGAAGAAGAUGACCAUCUUGUUCCUAAGGAACCAAAGAAGAAUCCUUUUGCUGAUCUUCCUCAAACGAACUUUGACUUUGAUGCUUUUAAGCGAGAGUAUUCAAACAAGGACAUUGCAACGGUGGCAAUUCCAUACUUUUGGCAGCACUUUGAUAAAGAAAAUUGUUCUAUUUGGUUCUGUGAGUAUAAAUAUCCAGAAGAACUGAAAAGAAUAUUCAUGGCAUGUAACCUUGUAAGUGGAAUGUUGCAAAGAAUAGAUGGCUUACGCAAGAUUGGCUUUGCAUCUAUGAUCAUAUUUGGUGAAGACUACAAUAUUUCCAUAUCAGGAGUAUGGUUGUUUAAAGGUCAAAAACUUGGAUUUGACUUAUCAGAGGAUUUCCAAGUUGACUCACCAUCAUAUGAAUUUAGAAAGUUGAAUCCAGAUAAUGAGGAUGAUCGUAAACUAUUUAAUGAUUAUUUACUUGGGGAAGGGGAGUUUGGUGGUAAGGUAGUUAACCAAGACAAGGUCUUUAAAUGAAGCAAAGUAAUAAGAAUUGUAGUGAGGAGUUGAUACUAUAGGCAUCAAGCAUAAAUAAAAUUUAUUAUAAAA